AUGUUGAGUCCAGGCGCUUUGUUGAACAACUUCGGUCAGCGCCGCUGCGAAAACUCCACUCGUUCGGACGCGCUAAAGCUCCUUCCAAGAGAUCUUUGGAAUGUUGAAGUCACCUACCAGCAGGAGAUGAGUGAAGUGGUAGCUGGAGCAGAGUUGCUCAAGGGUUCUUAUGGGGAAUUGAUCAUCUUCAGGGGGACUCGAGUGGCAACGGUUGACCACAUCGAGGAGAUAAUCGGACCUGCGCAGCGGGAUUUGGAUCCACGGUGCAUUGCAACAAGUAUCACGAAGGAGUCUUUCACAAGCGAAAAGCGUGGAGAUGUGGUGAAGCUUAUCGGCUACUUCACUCAGGACUUCAUUACUUCUCAUAAUCCACACACGAGGAAGGGUGGACUUCUCGGCCUUGCUUCUGUUGUAAUUGGGCUAAACCAGAAUGCUGCAAUGUACUACAAAUCUAUUUUCCCACCUGUUCUGCGCACAAUCCAUGAUAAUGAUCCGCGCGUCCGUUAUUAUGCUUGUGAAACAUUAUACAAUGUGAUGAAAAUAACCCGAAAAGAGACUUUGGAUCUGCUCAGUGAAGUUUUCGAUGCAAUUAGUCGGGGCGUAUCAGACCCGGACUUGAGCGUACGCCAAGGCGCUGUCCAGUGUGACAGACUACUGAAGGAAAUUGUUACCGAACCGGAUUUUGUCAGCUACCCGGUGAUUGUUUCACUUCUUCGAGAGCGAAUCUACACGAACAACCCACACACGCGCCAGUUCAUUGUCUCUUGGACGUCCACUCUGCAUGCGAUACCUGGACUAAAAAUUAGCACUUACCUUCCACAAUUAUUGGACGGAUUGUUCCGAAUUCUGGGAGACCCCAAUCCGGAUAUUCGUCGCCAAUGUGAACUAUUGCUGGAUGACUUACUGCGAGAAAUCUUUGCAAACCCUACUCGAAUUGCUUUCGACGCUAUGAUCAAUACAUUGAUUGUGCAUUGCCGACUGUCAGCGACAGGUCAAGUCCUUCCUUGUCGCUCAGGUCUUCUGUUCGGUUUUAACUUCAUUCCACUUCCAGCUUUUGCCAUGAACGAGGGAGGCCUUCGUUCCGGUUCCCCACCAGAGUCUUCGACGAACAACGUCUCUGCUGCAGCUGCUAUCGUAAUGGAUACUUCGAACCAAAGCGCCUGUUUGAUGCAGAAUGCCUCAAACUCUGGAACUGCAAACGGUCCUCUCAGCAGUGGGGGUGAACAGCUGCAACAACGGACAGCGCUGACCUGGAUUCGAGCUUUUGUAGAGUUAGACGCAGUACAUCUGCUUCCCUACGCAUCUGGUAUUGUUGGGGCUGUAUUGCCAUGUUUCUUGCUGUACAACACUGCGGAAACUGUCCGAGAUCGUCGAGGGACUCUCGAGACGGCAGUCCGCAUCAAUGAAACACUGAUGAAUUUUGUCAACACUUUCAAACCAAAUAACGUCAAUGAGACUUCAACUCCGAUUGAAGGGCGACGACUGGAGAAAAAGGAACCCAGUUUUGUCAAAAGUGUUUGUCCAGCCCAUUUGACUCGACUCAAUGAACAGUGGAUAUCUUCGAGAUCAGGUCUUAUUGCUGUCAGAAAGGCCAUACCAGCAACUAGCGGCUGUGAUGGCGGACUCAGACCCCUCAAACACCGGAUACUCACGAACUUGAAGAAUGACAAAGAAGACGGAGGGAUUUCGAAGGUCCAGGAGAUGGAGAAGGCUUUCGCUGCAGGCAGCAGCCGUGCCCUGUUUCACCUGAUUCAACCAACGCAUCAAAAGAAGGCAGCUGUUGGUGAGACAAUAUGCGAACAAGACGGAACAGAAGUUCGCUCCCUCAAUCGCCUUCUUGAGAGAAGUGUUUGUCCAGCCCAUUUGACUCGACUCAAUGAACAGUGGAUAUCUUCGAGAUCAGGUCUUAUUGCUGUCAGAAAGGCCAUACCAGCAACUAGCGGCUGUGAUGGCGGACUCAGACCCCUCAAACACCGGAUACUCACGAACUUGAAGAAUGACAAAGAAGACGGAGGGAUUUCGAAGGUCCAGGAGAUGGAGAAGGCUUUCGCUGCAGGCAGCAGCCGUGCCCUGUUUCACCUGAUUCAACCAACGCAUCAAAAGAAGGCAGCUGUUGGUGAGACAAUAUGCGAACAAGACGGAACAGAAGUUCGCUCCCUCAAUCGCCUUCUUGAGAGAGCGGAGCCGACAGCUGAGGCUGUUAGUGCUAAUCGAGACUUAACCCAUUCGAGUCAGCUGCCACUGAUUUCCACAGAUGCUAUUUUGGAUGCCAGCUGCCGAUUACUAGAUCAUCCGGCACUUCUGACUCGGCUAGCUGCCUUGGGUUGGAUCGAAGUAUUGGCCAAAGUUCGCGCCAAAGAUGUUCUCGGUCACGUCGUUCAUUUUUUACCUCUGAUGCUGAACCUACUGGCCGACCCUGCUGCUGAGAUGGUUCAUUCAGCGAUUUCUUUAAUUGGAAAUCUCUGCUCAAACCCCGACGCCAUGGAACUCCUGGAUGAACAAACUUUAGACGCGUUAGGCGUAUCAGAAGAACUGUUGAGGAUGCUCGUUCCUCCGUCUCAUCAGACACCACAGUCAACUUGCAGACUAUUCCGGGUCCCGAAAGUUCAUUAUGACCUGGCAGUAUCAUCGUCUACGGACGAGGGGAAGGUGACCGAGAUGGACAGUUGCAAUAUCUUUUGCGUGAGAUUUUUGCUCGAACUCGUCUGGUUUUUUGAUAGGAACACGACGCUGCUGAUUCAGCGUGGAGAUAUGAUUAUCACCGACUUAUGCCACGUGCUGGGCGCCGAUGUCGUGUAUCGCAACAUUUCAGCGAUUGUAUCCUACACGAAGGAACUUCCCUCAGCUUUCGUGCUGGUUGAUACCUUGAAUCGCAUUUUGCUCACUCAACCAGGGCUACAUGAUUUUCGCAAUCAGUUACGGGCGAUUCACACAGAAGAUGGCUGUCAUCUUUUGGAUCGACUAUAUCGUGCUUGGUGUCACAACCCAGUUGCGUUGCUGUCACUCUACAUGCUCACUCAGAAUUAUCAACAGUGUAAUCGGCUUAUUAAGUCCUUCGGAGAGAUCAAUAUGACUGUUGAGACCCUGGUUGAAAUGGAUCAACUGAUUCAAAUGAUUGAAUCCCCUAUUUUUGCAACUUUACGAAUGCACCUACUGGAUAAGCGAUACAGUGCAGAACUCCGCGAAACUUUGUACUGUCUUUUAAUGUGCCUUCCACAAACGGACGCGUUCCAGACAUUGUGGCGACGUUUGCAGUGUAUCCCGCCUGUAGCAAGUCUAUCCGACUGGCCAGUUGUGUCUGGCCAUUCGCAACCUGACUUCAAACUUAUCAACUCCUACAUUCAGUUUGAUGCUCUGUUUGAUUAUUUCAACGAAGUACAGCGCAACCCUGUAAGUCGGCGGCUACCCCAGAUCUUGGAAACAGAGAAGCCAAGCCUGGAAAGACCCGCCCAACCAGUCGACGUAUCUUUACCACCUUCAGCAGACAGGUUGACUGACAGCCGCACAUUAUCCACUGCGCAAACAACAGAGGACCUCAAAGGAAAGUCUAGUACUGUUGCUUCGGCCACCGAAUAUCUUGCACAGAGUCUCUCCAAGUUGGGAAUCCAUUUACCGGUCGUACCAAUCAACAAAUUGGCCGUUACAACUCUGUGACUUGUUUGAUCAGCAUUUUUCCACUUCCAUCGUCUAUAUCUCACUUG
Messenger RNA from Opisthorchis viverrini, 3701 nucleotides. RefSeq lists its product as hypothetical. The record is from RefSeq and is a predicted model, not a curated record. Gene Ontology annotation, cellular component: endosome membrane; PAS complex. The coding region runs from base 1 to 3654 and encodes 1217 amino acids. Gene Ontology annotation, biological process: phosphatidylinositol biosynthetic process; positive regulation of kinase activity. NCBI's taxonomy places the organism in Eukaryota, Metazoa, Platyhelminthes, Trematoda, Opisthorchiida, Opisthorchiidae. The transcript has 18 exons.